AUGGGUACAGCCACUCGGUCCACGGACGGCUCGACGCCGCAGCUGUCUGACCUCAGUACGCUGCACGUCACAGUGGGCGAGCGCCGCCUCUCGUCGGACGGCUCGUGGCUCUACUCGCUGCAAGUGACGUGCAGUCGCAGCCACUGGCGGGUGGACAAGCGGUACAGCGAGAUCCGCGAGCUCUGGCGCGAGCUCUGCCGGGCGCUGGCGGCGGCAACGGGCGACGCGCAGCGGCUGUGCACGGAGCACACGCACUUCCUCGCUGGCCUCGAGCAGGACGCGUUCCCGAAGAAGCACCUGCUGUUGACGCGGCACAAGCUCGAGACGCGCGCGGGCGACCUCAACCAGUUCUUCCGCAAACUCGCCAUGCGCUUGACGCUGUGCCAGCCGCGCGAGCUGCAGAAGUGCCGGCUGCGCGGCUGUGCGCUCUUGGAGCUCAUUGUGGGCUUCUUCGCGGCGGCGCCCGAGCAGACCAAACGCUGCGGCGCCCCGACGGGCGCGUCACGCAGCUUCUCAAUGCAGUGCGAGGCGGCGUCCCACCACUGCGACCGCUUCUCUACGCAAAAGCGACGAGGCAGCAGUGGCGGUGGACGAGGUGCGGGCGUGGACUUGAUCCGGCGCUUGUCGCUUGGCGUGUGGGGUCCACGUGGCGUCGUGGCUGCACAGGCGCAACGAGAGCAGCAAACGUGA
This is a messenger RNA of Hyaloperonospora brassicae, 690 nucleotides long. The record is from the annotation of a GenBank genome assembly. NCBI's taxonomy places the organism in Eukaryota, Oomycota, Peronosporomycetes, Peronosporales, Peronosporaceae.